UGUAGUUAUGGAUAACGCUUGUUGUUUUAAAACCAAUUAGACGAGUAGGCUAAGGAUAUGACAUCUGAUACAGAAUUAAUCAAUGCAAUAUAGGCAUAUAGCCCAUCUUAAGGACACCUUAGACAGCUGAAAGUUAGGCUACUUUUAAACGUUUAUUGGGGAAGGAUGCCUGUUCGACGUGGACACGUUGCACCUCAAAAUACAUUUCUGGACACCAUCAUCCGAAAAUUCGAUGGCCAAAAUCGCAAAUUCGUCAUUGCCAACGCUCGGGUGGAGAACUGCGCUAUCAUCUUCUGCAAUGACGGCUUCUGUGACAUGUGGGGCUACACCCGUGCCGAGGUGACGCAGAAGCCCUGCACCUGCAGCUUCCUAUAUGGCCCUCACACAGGGCGCCCAGCCGUGGCGCAAAUGGCCAAAGCUCUUUUGGGCUCAGAGGAGAGAAAGGUGGAGAUCGCACUAUACAGGAAAGAUGGUGUCUGCUUUCCCUGCUUCGUGGAUGUGGUCCCGGUCAAGAACGAAGAAGGCCUGGUGAUCAUGUUUAUCUUGAACUUUGAGCUUGCUGACCAGCCUGACCCCCCAGUGAACUCUUCCCCCAGCACAGAGCUCAACCACAAGCUGCCCAUUCCAUGGCUCUCCAUUGGUCGGCGCGGCGGGUUCCGGCUGCGUUUGCCUCUGCUGCACUCCAUGAGUGGCAGUAAGCACUCGCUGCAGGGCGACACCGAGUUUGGCCUGCCUUCCAUGGGUCGUGAAUCGGUAGCCCUGGACAAGCUCAUGUCCCUCCAAGACCACCAGGAGCUGGUGGCCCCACAGCCACCUCUGCUCCAAUGGGAAGAGGCUUCCCAAAGCGCCUCCAGAGCCCCCCAGCAGCGGCAGCAGCAUCAGCGGCAUGAACAGCAGCAUCAACAUCAACAGCGGCAUCAACAUCAACAGCGGCAUCAACAUCAUCAACAGCAGCGGCAGCCCCAGUCGCCAGCC
Alosa alosa (allis shad) is the source of this 975-nucleotide messenger RNA. RefSeq names its product potassium voltage-gated channel subfamily H member 2. The annotation marks the transcript as partial. The transcript is spliced from 4 exons. Gene Ontology annotation, molecular function: inward rectifier potassium channel activity. The record is from RefSeq and is a predicted model, not a curated record. Gene Ontology annotation, biological process: regulation of heart rate by cardiac conduction; regulation of ventricular cardiac muscle cell membrane repolarization; potassium ion transmembrane transport. NCBI's taxonomy places the organism in Eukaryota, Metazoa, Chordata, Actinopteri, Clupeiformes, Clupeidae.